This is a messenger RNA of Vicia villosa (hairy vetch), 849 nucleotides long. RefSeq lists its product as uncharacterized. The coding region runs from base 1 to 849 and encodes 282 amino acids. The record is from RefSeq and is a predicted model, not a curated record. The transcript has 2 exons. NCBI's taxonomy places the organism in Eukaryota, Viridiplantae, Streptophyta, Magnoliopsida, Fabales, Fabaceae.
AUGAUUAACGCUUUCGUUGAGAGGCGGCACCAUGAGACGUUGUCGUUUCAUCUACCACAUGGUAAGGUGACGAUCACACUCGACGACGUCGCGUGCCGGCUGCAUCUUCUGAUUAUAUGGACAUUCUUGGAUCAUGAGAGGAUCGAUAAAGAUGAGGCGUUGGAUAUGUUGGUUAAGAAGUUGGGAGUUACCCCUCAGAGUGUCCUGGGAGAUAUUGAUAAAACUCUUGGUUGCCACGUCAGGUAUAGUUAUUUGGGUCAAGUGUUCACGAAUGGGAUAAGGCGUGCACGAGAGGCUGAUAGUGAUCCCGAGCAUGUUACCAUUCACAAGAGGUUUUCUACGAGAGCAUACCUUUUGUAUCUUGUUGGCAGACAGAUUUUUGUGGACACUAGAUGGAUCCUACAGCACUUUUCCCGCAUCUCGGGUUGGUCACUUGCUACGGGUUAUACUGAAGAUAAGUCGCGUGCUUGUGCAGACGACCCGCUCAGAGGGAUCCAGGCGAUAGAGUUGUUCCGGGUGUACAUUGACAGGCUGGUGCAUGAGGACAUACACUUGUGUUCAUACAUCGACUACCGUGUGACGAUACCAUUUGACGAGGUUGCGCUAUUUACGAUUUGGUUGGCCCGCGGAAUUCGCAAGACGACUACUUAUAUGUCUGAGCGGGUGAUGCGUCAGUUCGGGUUCACCCGGACUAUUCUCCGAGAUCCUACUGUAUAUGCUCCUCUGACGGUAAAACAGAGGGAUAUGGAUGCUUUGUUUGAUGAUUUUGAGAAUCAUCUUGUUCUUGAUGAGGCUAGGAGUACCGUAGCACCAUAUGAUUGGAGCUACAAGCACGGUUACAUGAUAUAG